This is a messenger RNA of Microthlaspi erraticum, 564 nucleotides long. NCBI's taxonomy places the organism in Eukaryota, Viridiplantae, Streptophyta, Magnoliopsida, Brassicales, Brassicaceae. The record is from the annotation of a GenBank genome assembly.
AUGUCUAAUGUAGAUUGGGACCCCAAUGAGAUAAUUGUUAAAGCAGAAGCGGAGUCUAUAGCAUGGACAAAGGCCCAGGAACGGCUGGAGAUGGCAUAUCCCCACACAGAAACCCACGUGGAAAUAUCUGCGUUAGGAGACAUAUGUCAGGUGGACGGGGCCUGGAAGGAAUCAGAGUGUAGAGCUGGUCUAGGAUGGUAUUAUUAUAACACAAAUACUCUUGAAAAACUUAUGGGAGGGUGUAAUCUGAGGCGGGGGAUAUCACCUCUUCAGGCAGAGCUAGAAGCUCUCAUUUGGGCUAUGCAAUGUAUCUUAAGGACUGGAAAAUUAACAGUGGUGUUUCAGACGGACUGUUCCGAUGUGGUGAAGAUGGUGUCUAAACCAGAGGAGUGGCCGGCUUUCUCAUUACUACUUGAAGAGGUUGACAGAUGUAAGAAGAGAUUCAAUUCUUUCUCCAUCAUGCAGAUACCAAGGACGGAAAACACGAAGGCAGACAAGCUAGCAUGGAGUGCUCGAGCUCUACCUACUGAUGUGUACUAUGUAAACUCUGUUUCACCAGUUUGA